CCAUGGUUACGGUGUGUACACAAAGAUGGUUGAGCUAAGCUUAGGCAAGUGUAGGCAGAUAGUUCCAAGUUGGAUACUUUGCUGUUGAGAACUUUUUUCUGUUUACACGAACCUCAUACUUAGCUAGGUAUGCAGCCACAUAGGUAUAUAAUCAGACUAUUUAAUAUGUGAAAUAUAUACGGUACUCAAUUUAUGUAAUGUAAGGUACGGAGGGACUUGAAUAGGAAGCUAGGUCGCUAGCUUACUUUCCUGGCUGCACUGCCAGACAUCAACAGUAGUUCUAGUUCUAACUGAGUUAACAACACAAAUAGCUUAUGAUGGCCGAAGGCUCUGAAAACAGCAAAAAUAACUCUGAACUUCACAUGAAUCGACACAGGCCCGCCUCCGAGAAAAGCCAGGACAUUUCAUACUUACUCACAAGUAUUUUCAAAGAUCUUUACACCAAGGAGGUUAUCGGAAAAGAUACCAUUGACAAUCUUUCCCAAUCUCGACGAGGAGAUCAAAACAGCUACCAUGACAAAUAUGUGGAGGAACUCCAGAAGGUUCAUGCUGAAUAUACAAAGCGCAUGAAGGAUGCGAAUAUGCUAGAGAGCCACAUCAUCCAGGCACGCAUUCAGGCCACUGCCAUAGAGGAACGAACUCGUGCUCAGAUAGUAGAGGAGGUUGGAGAGGCCUACACUCAGUUGGGUCUACCUCCCGUCAAAUCAGCUUUCAUGCGGUGUGUGGACAAUAGACUUCUCAAGAACCAUAAUUUGCUAUGUCCAGAAGAUUACAUAAUCGAGCAGCCAGCCCUAGUGAAAGCUCCACAAGGGAAAGCUACGGCAGGCUUUGCUCACCCCACACUCUCCUACAACAAGCACGUCUGUACGCAGCCACAGGACGAUGGCUACACGCUUAUCCCUCCUCCGCAGAAGACAGAGCAGGACAUGCUUGAGGCCUCAGAGGGGACACUCACACAAGCGUCCAGCAGAGAACUCAUCACUGAUGGAGGCACUCCCUCUCAAAAGCACCUCAGAGCCCGCAUGAAUCCCCCGUGGUUGAAGGAGCCAAGUGCCCAGAGCCGUGCGGAGGAGCGGGCCGCGCGGCAGAAGCUCAAGGAGCGUCAGAACUUCCUGCGAAACCCCCGCUUCCUGCCCCCCCUUGCCCAGCGGGGUGGCAAGUCCCUCAUCCUGAGCGGGAGGAAGUCGGAGAGAGGGGUGGAUGGGAAGAGCGUGACCAUUGAGGAAAGCCCAGAGGUCCCUGUGCCUGUGUUUCUGGCCAGUCCACCUGUUGUCCUCUUCACCAACUACAAAGUGGGACAAGUGUAUGAGACGACUGUGGAGCUGAGGAACCUCACUGCCACCUGCCGUCACGUGCGAGUCAUCCCCCCCACCACACCCUUCUUCUCCAUUGGCCUGGGGAAGUUCCCAGGGAAGGGGGGCAUGGUGGCGCCUGGCAUGAGCUGUCAGUACACCGUGCGCUUUGCUCCCAACUCGUUGGCGGACUACCAGGACUUCCUGGUGGUGGAGACCCAGUCGCCACACUCUCUCAUCGUGCCUCUAGAGGGCCGGAGACCCCCACCAGUACUUACGGUGCCGGCUGUGCUGGACUGUGGCUAUUGCCUGGUGGGGGCAGUGAAGUUCCUAGAACUCCUGUGUCAGAACGAGGGCUUUAGUUCUGGAACCUUUUGCAUCAUGUCCAAGAAACAGUGGCCUGCGCCAAGUCUGAGGGCUGUAGUGAAGGCCAGCUUUGCUGAGGAGCCUCCCUUUGCUGUGUGUCCUUCUGUGUUUGAGCUGAUGCCGGGACAAGCCACCUUGUUGGAGCUGGUGUUCUUCCCCACCACUGCUGGACCCUUCUCCCAGGUCUUCACCAUCGUGUGUGACAACUGCCAGGUCAAAGACAUCACCAUCAAAGGUGAGGCCCAGACGGUUGCGGUGGAGCUGGUCUCUGUGUCGGGUGGAGAGGACUGUCCUGAGUUUGGGGAGCUGUGUGACCUCACAGCCAAUCACUUUGUGCGCUUUGACUCCACCAACCCCUGCUCCACUCUACAGAGGACGCUGGUCAUCAGAAACAACGCGCAUCUGGAGCUGGCGUUCGAAUGGCAGGUGAUGAUGCCCAACAUGCAGGCUCUUCUCCCUGGUGAAGCUCCAGAUCUGUCGCGCAUCCAGCAUCACCUGGCCACAGACAAUGGCUUCCUCAUCAGCCCUGCCACAGGCCUUCUGGGGCCUCUGCAGGAGCACCAGUUUGUCAUCACCUACAACCCACAGGAGUUGAUUGAUUACCACAGUGUUUGUCAUCUGGUCAUAAAAGAUGUGCCAGAACUCCCCCAACAAAUCAAUGAGGAAGGUGCUGCGCUGCCGGUGGCGGUGCAGGAUGUGGCGGUUAUGGAGGUGGAGGUAAAGGGCUCCACGGAGCCGUAUCAGAUCCUGCUAGAGCCGUAUGCCAUGUUCGUGCCCGGCCACAUCUACAUCCACACCACCAUGCGCAGGAGGUUUAUGAUGUGGAACCACAGUAAAUCCAUCAUUCGCUUUGAGUGGGAACGCAUCUCCGACUGCCACAUCAUAGAGGUGGAUCCCCCUACAGGAGAAAUAGAGCCAAAUGAGUGUAUGGAACUGGACCUGGUGCUGACCGGAGGAAGGCCAGAUCAUGUUGCGACCAAUUUGCUGUGCCACGUCCAUCACCACCCAGAGCCUGUGGGUCUGCCCAUAGAUGUCAAGUUCAAGGGCCCGCACCUGACCGUAAGCGUGCCGCGGGUGGACCUGGGCCUGCUGCAGCUGGGUGCCGAGAGCCACUCGGCCUUCUCCAUCUACAAUCCCACCCAGCUAGAGGCCUGUUGGAGCCUCCGAGAGAUGAGGAAGAACCACAAGGACCAGGACAACCAGGUGGAGCUGGACCCAGAUGCGGGCGUGCUGGCCCCACUGGCCUCCUGCCGGGUGGACGUGCGCUUCAGAGCCCGCCGCUGCCAGCUCUUUGAGAGCGUCCUGGAGCUGGCUGUGGAGAACGGGGCCGGAUGCCACCUCUUGGUUCAGGCGCAUGUGCAGUCUCCACAGGUGUGUCUAGUGCGCUGUAAGCUGCGUAUACCUGAGCUGUACGUGGGAAAGCCAUGGACCGGAACAGCCACUCUCUUCAACCAGACCCUGCUACCCUCACACUUCACCUGGGGAAAGCUCCGGGGGAAGCAGGGUUCCCUGUGCUUAGCCAGCUUCACUCCCAGCUCUGGCAGCCUGGGGGCCCACGAGAAACUGGACAUCACCGUGUCCUUCACCUCGCACACAGACGAGGAGCUCACUGAAGUGCUUGCCCCCUGUGAAGUGGAGGGAAUGGCCCAUCCUGUGGUCCUGGGUCUCUUUGGCAAGGCCAGGACCCUCAGUGUGUCUUACUCUCUACCCAAUUCCGGGGCCACUAAAUGGGACCAGCCAGUGCGCUUGGACUUUGGUAACGAGGUGCUCCUGGGAACAACUGUCUCCAGACAGCUGGUUAUGACCAAUCACACGACUAUUCCCGCCCCUUUUACCAUGGAAGCUGAGUAUUUCAUUGGCCGCCCACCUAGCCCAAAUAUCAAUGAAUGUGAGCACAGAAGUGCAUAUGUGAAAAGACCCCUGACCCACAUCCAGGCAAAGAAGCUAAAGGAAAAGGCUCACGAUGAUUUUGUGAAGUGUCUUCUGAGUCAUGGGAAGGGUGUGGCGUUCUUUGUCCAGCCCAACACGGGAACUCUAGGGCCCCACGAAACCCUCACUGUGACCAUCACGGCUUACACCAACAUGUGGGGAGCCUACACAGACCUCCUCAUAUGCAAGGCUGGGGAGCUGGAGCCGACGAGCAUCCCUGUCCAAAUGGGGGUGAGAGGCUGUCCUUUGUACUUCCAGAUGUCGGGGCCUCAGUCAGACAACCAGAACCAGGGACCUAUCAUACGAUUUGGGAGCCAUGUGUCCGGGGGAGACACCAUUUCACGCUCAUUGCGCUUGAACAACACCAGCCCUUAUGAUAUCCGCCUGGACUGGGAGACGUUUAACCGCACGCAGGGUGACCGUAAGCUGGUGGAUCUGCUGGUGGCGUAUGGAGAGCCCUUCCCCCUGAAGGACAGAGAUGGGAACGAGGUGGUGGGAUGCCCUCCCUCCUCCGGCGAUAGCCUCCUUCCACCCUGGGGCCAGAGGCAGAGCCGCACCGCCAGCACAGAGGAGACCUGCUCCUGCCCGAGGACCUGCUCUGGGGACGGAGAGAGACCAGAGGAGCUGGAGGAGGAUGAGGAGGAGAAGAUGUCUCUGGACAUCAAAGCUCCACAGAGGAAGCUCUUCACUGUGCUCAUCAGGCCGCAUGAGGGCAACCCUUCUGAUUACCCAUACUGCAUCACUCCACAGCAGAUGGUAGUGCCAGCAGGAGGCAGUAGCACCAUGCAUGUGUCCUUCACCCCUCUGACGUUCUCUGGGUCGUCCAGCGAUGCCAGGUGUGAAGGCUUCGCUCUCGGCUUCAUGAGUCUGGACUCCAAGAUGGCGGCGUGUAUCCCUGGGAAGGUGGAGCGGCCACAGGGACAUAAGGUGGACCCUCUGCACCUAGAGCUCCACGCCUCCGUCAGACCGGCCAUUCUCUCCGUGCAGAUGGAUGAGGACGAGGAUGUGCUGGUGUUCCAGACCGUGGCGAGCGAUUUGAUAGAAGAAGACCCCAAAGAGACGCUCUCAGUGAAGCAGGAGACGGUGGUGGUGCGGUCACUGAGACUGAGGAACACCACGGAGAUGGCGCUGGCCUUCCGACUGAGCACCCAGCCACCUUUCACCGUGCUACAGCCGCAGCCACAGACGCAGCCUCCAGGCCGGGGCAGGACCUCCACCGGACACAGCCAUGACCAUAGCCACAGCUCCGCCGAGAGCCAGCCACUGCUGCUGCGGCCGCAGGACAACAUGCAGGUGAAAGUGGCAUUCCACAGCUCGCUGUCUCUCCUGGCCUAUCUGGAGAGGCCAUGCGAGGAGCUCCCGCCCUCCGUGUCUGUGCUGCGAGGCGACUCUGGAGAGACCAAGCUGCAGUUCCAGCAGAAACUUGUGGUGGAGUACAGCAACAACAGCCAACAGGCUGUGCCCCUCGUUGCCUGUCUGUCGGUGCCCUCGCUGCAUGUGUCCAGCAGCAAGGUGGACUUUGGGACGUGCUAUGUAGGACAGACUCAGGUGCAGGAGCUGCACCUCAACACCAGAGGAAGCUCCUGCUGCUAUUGGAGUGCAGCCAUAGAAAGUGAUUGUGGGAGCAGCACGUUUCAACUCAGCCCAGACAGAGGAGUACUGCGGCCACUAGAGAACCAGCAGGUCUUACAGCUGAGCUUCACGGCCAGCAACCCAGAGGAGUACAAGGCCACUGUGACAGUGAGGGGGAAGCUGGGGGAGCCGCCACUCGUCCUGCAGGUGCAGGGAAGAGGCUCGCACGACGAGAGAUACAUGAAGUAGCCAGCCGACCGCUGCUGCUGCUGGAGACCACUGGUCCAAAGGAUACUCAGCACAGCAUCAGAUUUAUUUUGAUGUCUGGAUGCAUAAAGCAGCACAAAAAUCGAUUUGGUCUGAGACUCUCCAUCAGCCCUUUUCAGUAUGCAUUUCCAGAUCAAUAGUUUGUUGCAUUACAGUAGCAGGUGUGGUACAGUGGCCUUUUCAUUUCUUGUGUGUAUGCACUUACAUGUCAGAAUGUUGUACAAACAGAUUCUAAUAACAGUUGAAGAUUUAAUACAUGUUACAACAUUA
Alosa sapidissima (American shad) is the source of this 5696-nucleotide messenger RNA. It is a transcript of the gene dlec1, whose product is annotated as DLEC1 cilia and flagella associated protein. Lineage: Eukaryota; Metazoa; Chordata; Actinopteri; Clupeiformes; Clupeidae. The record is from RefSeq and is a predicted model, not a curated record. Gene Ontology annotation, biological process: negative regulation of cell population proliferation. The transcript has 38 exons. Bases 315 to 5408 code for a protein of 1697 amino acids.